Messenger RNA from Lactuca saligna, 651 nucleotides. The record is from the annotation of a GenBank genome assembly. NCBI's taxonomy places the organism in Eukaryota, Viridiplantae, Streptophyta, Magnoliopsida, Asterales, Asteraceae.
AUGGACUCAUCGAGUUCAUGUUGUAGAGUGCAUAAGAGAGUUGUCCUCAAUUUGGAUGUUGGGUACAACAACUUAACGGGUAUCAUCCCUCAUUGCCUAAAAGAGUUGAAAGCAAUUGUUAAUGGUGAAGAAAAGUGGUAUGAGAGUAAUGGCGGUGGUGAUUCUAAUGAGAAUGUGAUUCAAGUUAUGAAAGGUGUUGAUCUUAAAUAUACAAGAAUUUUGGAUAUAGUUUAUAGCAUGGACCUUUCAAGCAAUAAACUUGUAGGAGAAAUACCUGUGGAGCUUACUGCACUUUCUCUGUUAUUGGGCCUCAAUUUGUCUAAUAAUCAUCUGAGUGGGAAUAUUCCAAACACCAUUGGAAACUUGACGUUGCAGACACUUAUUGAUGAACCAUCAAUAUAUGGUGGGGACAUAGAUCUUUGUGGACCUCCAUUGCCAAAUAAUUGCUCGGAUCAUCAAGACCCAACAACAACAGCUCCCAAGAAGAAACAUAAAGCAGUUGGUGAGUCAAUCAAGAUCUUGUUUUUCAUGUUAAGGAAGAAGAUGAUUGGGUCAAGGGGUAAAGGGAUUCCCCAAGAAUUAUUGGGACAUGUGGUUCUGAGGGGUUUAGCAAGAGGUGUGGCAGGAAGUCUAAUCAGUCUCAGCGGGUAA